AUGCAAAGUCUCUUAUUUUUCUUAGUACUCCUUGCAGGAACUCAUGGAAUACAAGCAGUUGAGUACACUGUAACCAACACCGCACUCUCUACACCAGGUGGUAUGCGUUUCCGCGAUUAUAUUGGAACACAAUACACCAUACAAACCCUAGACUCCGCCACACAAUUCAUAUGGAAAAUCUUCCAAGAGAACAACCCUGCUGACAGAAAAAACGUGCAGAAGGUGAGUUUAUUCGUGGAGGAUAUCGAUGGAGUUGCAUUUACAUAUAUCAGCACCAGCGAAAUUCACGUCAGUGCAAGGUAUCUAAAUACCAUUCAAACUAUAGAUGAACUUACAGGAGUGUUGAUUCAUGAAACGACACACGUUUGGCAGUGGAAUGGACAUGGUAAAGCUCCGGUGUUUUUGACUGAAGGUAUAGCAGAUUAUGUGAGAUUGAAAGCAAACUAUAUACCUGGUCAUUGGGUUAAAGCAGGAGGAGGGGAUAGAUGGAGCCAGGGUUAUGAUGUUACUGCUCGUUUUUUGGAUUAUUGUGAUGGUUUGAGAAAUGGGUUUGUGGCUGAGUUGAACAAGAUGAUGAGAACUCAUUACAAGAAUGAUUUCUUUGUUACUCUGUUGGGAAAGACGCCUGAUCAGUUGUUUAUGGAUUAUAAGAAUCAUUAUGGUAAUAUACCCUAA
Messenger RNA from Vicia faba (fava bean), 675 nucleotides. NCBI's taxonomy places the organism in Eukaryota, Viridiplantae, Streptophyta, Magnoliopsida, Fabales, Fabaceae. The record is from the annotation of a GenBank genome assembly.